UCAAUUGGCAAUUCAGUGCUCGCUCUCUAAAAAGGCAAAGGUUUUCGUCUCAUCUGUCACACAACACAACACACAUUCUUCAUCUUUUCUCCGCCGCUUCAAAAAUUUUCAUACAAAAACCAAUUAGCUUUUCAGCAGAGAAUUAAUGGAGUUAUCAGCUCAACAACCACCAGCAGCGCUUAACCAAAAUCGACAGCAAGAUCAACAGCAGGCCGCGUGGUUUAUCAGAGCAGUACUGGCGAAGAUCAUCAUGUAUUGUAGCAACAACAAAGGUGGUACUGGCAGAGUAAGCACCAGAUCCAAAAUGCAAGCAGAAAUGGGCAAGCGUUACUAUAUGAUUUUACUGGUUAUCAAUUACAUGUGUCUCUUCUUGGGUUCCGUUUCGUCUAGUCUGCUUUCGAAAUUCUACUUCAAUCACAAAGGUGGCAGUAGAUGGGUUUCCACUUGGGUACAAUGUGCUGGUUUUCCUCUUCUUCUAUUCCCAAUCUGCUUUUUCAGAAUUUUCACCGACAGAAAAUUGUUUUCUGGGUUCACCCCUAAAAUCAUCGCCCUCUCAAUUCUCAUCGGGUUGUUGUUGGGGGUUAACAAUCUUCUUUUCUCUUGGGGGAAUUCUUAUCUUCCUGUUUCAACGAAUUCUCUGGUUUUGUCUACUCAAUUGGCCUUUACCCUCGUUACUUCCAUGAUUAUCGUCAAGCAAAAAAUCACAUACCCCAAUCUGAACUGUGUCGUCGUUCUCACCCUCAGUUCGGUCAUAUUAGCCCUGAGUUCAAGUCACGACAAACCGAUUGGAUUAACAAAGGCGAAGUACUUCAAAGGCUUUUUCUCAACCGUAGGUGCAGGAUUGAUGUUCGCUCUUUACCUCCCUGUCAUGGAGAAGAUAUACCAAAGAGUUAACUGCUACGCCAUGGUAGUGGAAAUGCAGCUGGUCAUGGAGAUAGCGGCGACGGUGUUGGCCACGGUGGGUAUGGCAGCGGACGGCGGUUUCUCUGAGAUGAAGAGGGAGAGCUUGAAGGUGUUCGAUUUAGGACCGAAAGCGUACUGGCUGACGGUGGGGUUUAAUGUGGUGACGUGGCAGGUGUGUUUCAUGGGUACGGCAGGGAUGGUGUUUUUGACGACGUCGUUAACUGGAGGUGUAUGCAUGACGGCGCUGAUGGGGAUAAACGUGUUGGGUGGAGUAUUAGUUUACGGUGAUUAUUUCAGUGGGCUUAAAGCUGUGUCGACUUCGCUAUGUGUAUGGGGAUUUUGUUCAUAUAUUUACGGCAUUUAUAUGAACAUGAAGGAAGAAGACGAGAAUAGCAUAGAGAAGAAUGUGAAGAAGAUGAACAGUGAUCAUAUUAUGGAACUUGCAGAGAUUGUUGUUACGCAUAACGCCUCAGGGUGAUCACGUGACAUCUCUCUCUAUUUUGUUUUCGUUUUAUUCGAAUAUAUUAGGGGUAUUCUGGAGCUGGUUUAUAACUGGCAAGUGUUUGUAUUCAAGUUAAGUAAUGGAAAAGUAAGGAGUAAUGAUUUAUGGUUUUGACC
Molecule: messenger RNA, 1521 nt
Organism: Solanum lycopersicum (tomato)
Lineage: Eukaryota; Viridiplantae; Streptophyta; Magnoliopsida; Solanales; Solanaceae
Product: probable purine permease 4
Cellular component (GO): membrane
Molecular function (GO): purine nucleoside transmembrane transporter activity
Source: RefSeq, a predicted model, not a curated record